Plasmodium inui San Antonio 1 is the source of this 450-nucleotide messenger RNA. RefSeq lists its product as hypothetical. The record is from RefSeq and is a predicted model, not a curated record. Lineage: Eukaryota; Apicomplexa; Aconoidasida; Haemosporida; Plasmodiidae. The coding region runs from base 1 to 450 and encodes 149 amino acids. The transcript has a single exon.
AUGUAUCCGUAUUUUAAGUAUUCUUGUUUGUAUGAUAGGAUUCUAUAUAAAGAAACAAUCACUUCUAUAUUCGCUUAUAGACUCUGGAGACGAAUCAGAAAGUCACAGCAUCAUGUGAAAAAUAUCCUUAAGGAUAUUUCCUUGUUGAUUAUUCAUUUUCAAAAAAGAUAUUAUCCCUUACUAUGGGAGAUUCCCAUUGCUUUACAUGAAACUCGAUUGAAGCAGGAGACAAAUGCUCACAAUGGAAGAUAUAGGCCAUCAUUGCUUGUACAAUCCCCUGCAGGAGAAGAUUCUGAAAAGGAUCGUGCAUUGGAUUAUGACUCUGUUGUCAGAACUGGGCAGGGCGUUGAUCAAAAACAACGCGUAAGAACGAAACAAUGCAUCAGAGGAAAACGACGAAUCCUGAGGGACCAAGGCGUUUUAAGGCCACAACGCGAAAGAAAUGAUUAG